AUGGAGCACAAGGAGUCUAAGGUCCGUGCUAUGGAGCAGAAGUUGCAAGAACAAGUUAAGAAGGCGUUGGAGAGUCGUAGAGUGGUCCAUGAGGAGCAGGCCGCUGCUGAGGCGGUUGAGGCGGCGGCACGGACUGCCGAGAUGGAGGAGAAGCUGGCUGAGGCUGAGGCUGCCAUACCGUACCAGCCUCGGGCAGAGACGCGUAAACGCUUCGUAUUGGAUAUGUCGGUGUUCCACGAUAAACGAUCACGGUCUAGCGGUGUUAGGGGGGAUCUGGACGUACAGGGGUAUUCCAAGGCUGAGUUGGCUGAGCUAUUGCGGGUACCCGUUGAGGAGGUAGAGGACGUUGCUGAUCUACUCAGAGACGACUACUUACUGCUACCACGGGCUCGUUACCCUGAGGACAUGGCUGAGGCUAUAAGCCAAGAGCUCACCCGUCGGAGCCUCAGACAGCAUUUGCGCCGGGCUGAGGGUCGUGUGAGACCCCCUGUUAUCACAGUCAUGGGACACGUUGACCAUGGUAAGACGACGCUGCUGGACGCACUGCGUAAGAGUAAUGUCGCGGCUGGGGAAGCUGGUGGGAUCACGCAGAGGGUUGGAGCUUUUACUAUGAUCGGUCCAGCGACUGGGGAGAGGGUUACCUUCAUCGAUACACCUGGGCAUGCUGCCUUCUCCUCUAUGAGGGAAAGAGGCGCUAAUGUUACCGAUAUUGUGGUCGUACCUAUAUGUGCACCCAAGGAGGAGGGGCUGGUGGAGUUGGAGGAAGCCAUGCUGUUGGAAGCCUCUGUUAUCGACGAGAAGGACGAGACUACUAUGCCGGCGAGAGCAUUUAUAUUGGAAUCUCGUCUUCAUCAUCGACAAGGGAGGAUCCUGAAUCUCGUUAUACGUGACGGUACGCUGAAGGUGGGGGAGUGGGUGACGGUCGGGGAGAAUGCUGGACGAGUGCGGACCAUAUGGCAUGCAGGCCGGGAGACUUAUCCCACAGAGGGAGACCUUGAUGAGGCAAUACCUUCUGACGCGGUGGAUGUCUCUGUGGUGUGGACCGUCACCAGUGCGAAGCAUGGAGGAGUUGUUGGUUCAGCAGGGGACUUGCUACAAGCUCAUCCGAACCAACGAGUGGCUGAGGAGAUCGCGAAGUCUGCUAGGCUUGCUAGGAUGCAGGAGGAGCUCCAGACAACUCCACAGGACAAGGGAGAGCGUGCCGCUGGAAAACACAUUAAGAAAGUACUGUCGCGUAACGACCCGACUAUGCAGCGAAGGAUCGACGAGUGGCGAGAAAAGGAGGUGUAUAUGGAUCUUAAGGAACAGGAAGAUGAAGACCAAAUCCAGAGGAUGGUGGAGGGCACGGAUAGGCAGGUUGGCGUUAUACUCAAGGCGGCUUCCGAGGGGCAGCUCAAGGUCCUCCAUGCCUGGCUUGAGGAAUACUCUCAUGCACAGUCGUUCCACAUUGCGGCUGCUUCUGUGGGCCAGCCUACGGACCAUGAUGUUGACUUUGCUAGGCAGACAGGUUCAUUCAUUCUGAGCUUCCAAGAGCCGCCGAAGCAGGCCGUUAUAGACCGUAUGCGCUCCGCUGACCUGGUCCUGCGUCAUAGCGAGAUCAUAUAUAGAUUAUUCCAGGACGUUGAGGACAUCUACGGCUAUCAUUAUGGUCCUCGGGAGAUCUACACUCGAGUGUGUCGGCUGAGUCUUGGGAAACCUGCACCGUUCUUUAUCAAGGGCGAAGGCACUAGGACGAUCGGCCGAGCGACGCUUAGAGACGGCGUGGCGACAUCUGGGGAUAAGGUCAGCUACAAUUUACUCAGGAAAAUGGGCGGUGAUUCGUCUCAAGUUGAAGUUGUUCGAGAAGGGUUGAAACUCCGCAGUAUAACCGUGGACAGGAUGACUGUAAAGCAAGUCCCCAAGGGGCAGGAAGCAGGCAUACUGUUCGAAGACUUUGAUGAUCUCGAGGAAGGAGAUGUCCUGGAAGGCUUCGAACGUUCGGAGCGCCCUCCUUUGUUUGGAGUACUGAAGAAGCCUCGCUUCUACCAUGAGGCUUAA
Perkinsus marinus ATCC 50983 is the source of this 2037-nucleotide messenger RNA. Its product is annotated as Translation initiation factor IF-2, putative. The coding region runs from base 1 to 2037 and encodes 678 amino acids. The record is from RefSeq and is a predicted model, not a curated record. The transcript is spliced from 20 exons. Lineage: Eukaryota; Perkinsozoa; Perkinsida; Perkinsidae. Gene Ontology annotation, molecular function: GTP binding; GTPase activity.